Molecule: messenger RNA, 2597 nt
Organism: Carcharodon carcharias (great white shark)
Lineage: Eukaryota; Metazoa; Chordata; Chondrichthyes; Lamniformes; Lamnidae
Product: thioredoxin-interacting protein-like
Exons: 8
Coding region: 103-1317 (404 amino acids)
Biological process (GO): protein transport
Cellular component (GO): cytoplasm
Molecular function (GO): ubiquitin protein ligase binding
Source: RefSeq, a predicted model, not a curated record
UGAGACGUGAAGGUGUUUGGAGAGAGUGGUUUGUCUUAAAGCUCGUGAAUAAUAAUCGUCAACCUCAGCAUCCGCGGCCAAGGCAGCAAACUGGACGCCGACAUGGGGGUCGCCAAGAAACAGCUGCUCACUUUCGAGCUGCUCUUCAACUCCGAGCGCAGUUACACGGCCGGGGACAAGGUGGCUGGCCGGGUCCGCUUGCAGGCCGCCCAGCCGCUGCAGGUCAGCGCCGUCCGGAUCGUGGCCCUGGGCUACGCCCGGGCCCAGCUGCUGAAGGGCUCGCAGCCCCUGCGCCAGCAGCAGGAGUACCUGCACUAUCAGGACACACUGCAGCCCGACGGAGAGAACCGGCCCACAGAUAUGGACGCGGUUGUGGUUCUGCAGCCAGGCAAAACGUACGAAUACAGUUUCGGUUUCCAGGUGCCAGAAGGGCCCUUGCCCCCAUCGUUUAAAGGCAAGUAUGGUGGGGUCUGCUACCUUGUUACAGCCUACGUUGACCGAGAGAAGCUCCCGCCUCUGGAGACCAGCAGAAACUUUGAGGUGGUGGAGCCCAUCGAUGUGAACGUACCGAGCUUACUGUGCCCAGUUGGUGGUUCCAAUAAGAAAAAGGUGACUUGUUUCUUCCUCUCUGAUGGUUACGUGUGUAUUGCAGCCAAGAUUGACCGGAAGGGAUACUGUCAAGGCGACGAGAUCUGCAUCAACGCCCAGUUCCAGAACAACUGCUCACGGAUCGUGGUGCCCAAGGCUGCCAUCUUGGCAAAGCAGACCUACCAGGUGAAUGGCAGCACCAAGGUCUUCAAGGAGAAGCUCAACGCUGUCAGGGGAAACCACAUCAUCUCGGGGAUGUCUGAAUCCUGGUGCGGGAAGGGCCUCCGGAUCCCCACGGUGAAACCAUCCAUCAGCUGCAACAUCAUCCAGCUGGAGUAUUCACUGCUGGUGUACGUUCACAUUCCUGGCAGCAAGAAGCUGGUCCUCGACCUCCCUCUAGUCAUUGGCACGAUUCCGUACAGCGGGUUGAACAGCCGGUCGUCCAGCGCUGCCAGUAACUGCACCAGCAUGAGCGGCACCAGCAUGAGCAGCACCAGCAUGAGCAGCGCCAGCAUGAGCUGGCCUCACAUGGAGUUCCCAGAGAGAGGAGCCUCUUUUGACAUGGGCCAUGACACUCACCGAAUGGAAUGUCCCACCACUCCCCUGCUGGACGAGUAUGACGGGCUGCCAGAGAGCCCCAUCUUCAUGAAGUCCCUGCUCUUCGACAACAUGUCACCAGGCAGACCUUUGGUGGAUGAGAAUGGGAACAGCGAAUGCCCAGUGGAGUGAAGUGGCAAAUCCAGCAGUGACUUUAUACACACAAACUUGGACUUGCAUUUUAAUCACAGCGUGCGCUUUACGAUGCACUUGUAGAAAGAGCCUGCGGGUAAAGGCGGAGGGAGCUGGACGGUACCAGAAAGAGGAAAGCAAGGAGGAAUUUAUGCGUACAAAUGCCUCGACCAGUGCUGGCUCCCACCACUGGACCAGGAGCUUGUUGAAACUCCUACAGUUAGAUAGACGUCAAACCAAUCAGAAAUCAUGUAACACUCAAAUCGAAUUUAGGCUGAGACCCAGCUCAGUUCUUGUGUAUGAGAGGCGACAUUGUGUAGUUACUGAUGACAAAUAUUAGAAACUGUUAAUGCUCGGUUGUUUCUUUCUGUUCUGAUGUGGUAUUAUUGAGAUCUUUUGCCUUAGCUGAUAGGGCAGCACAGGUAUUUCGCUACUUGGUGUUCGAGCUCAGUGUGCCGGGGCGAUUGCGGCCACUGAUGUUUGGUGAAGUGCGGCCAGUAAGUAUCUCCCCAGCCCGCCGGGAUUUAUGCAAGCACUGAUUGCAAAGCACUCCCUCCAUCCUCCUGGACGCCUAGCGGCUGCCACUGUCUGGUUUGAAGGGAGAUCGCGCAGCUGCAUAAGAAUCCAGAGUGGUCUGGCAAGACCGGAUAUCCCAAAGAAUUCCUCGUUGGAGGAGGUGCUGCCAAAAUUUAGAUUUUCAAUCCAAUGUUGUCCUGGGGGUGAGCUCUGUGCUUGUUACCAGAGACCUGUUCCCGCACUGCCUUGUGCCAUAUGAUUCCCAUCAGCAUCAUUUUGUUUGAAAAGGGCAGCACUCAGUUCCUGACUGUUUCUCAGGUGGGUGUUUAUUCCAUUGGUAACUUCCUGUUUGAAGGGUCAGGCGGUCCCUGAUUUUCUAUAACAGUGAGCUCCCUUACUCUGCAGUUUUAAUUUCUGAUGUGAGAAGACCUUUCCAAGCACUCCACGUUAUUAUUAUUCUGCCUGUAAAACAUUUCCAUUUUUGUAAAACUGUCUUUGUACUGAGCAUGUGAAUCCUGUGUCUUCCAAGUUCUCCCAAUGUCUGUAUGACUCCUUACUAUCCAAAUUGUUCAUUGGGAGACUAUUACUGUUUCAUAAAGUGUUAUUUUGAUAAGGAUUUUAUUUAAAAAUUACAAGAUUUUUCUAAUCUGAUUCUGCCAUUGUGGAACCUGUCAAAUUAUUUUGUGUAUUUUUCUAAGCUCAAAAGCAUUUUAUUUUGUAAAAAGUGUCCUUGGUUUUAAAUAAAGUUGAGAUAUUUUAAAGUG